AUGAACAAGAUGUUUGCACCGAAUUCAUGUUUUCAUGUUUCUUCACUGGUUAAACACCAUUGGAAGAGAUGUUAUCAAUGUAUGAAGUUGCUGUCAUCACAAGCGCAGGAAAAUCCUUCACCUACGGAGGGACCUUGGUCAGUGUACUCUCAGAGAGUGAAAAAUGGAGUUUUGAGUAAAGAUUCACAUCAGGAGGAAGUAGUGCAGCACUUACAGCAAGUGUAUGAACAUGUUGUUGCUUUCGAACGACCUGUACUUCACAGCUCGAGUGCAGGCUCUCUAUUUAGUUUUUUUAGAAGACCUCAGCCUCAAAAGAUAAUAGCUCCAAAAGGACUUUAUAUCUAUGGCAGUGUUGGAGGAGGAAAAGACUAUGCUGAUGGACUUGUUUUAUGAUACAGUACCGAUUAAAGAAAAGUUGAGGGUGCACUUUAACUCCUUUAUGUUGAACAUCCAUGCUAGGAUACACGAGUUGAAGAUUAAAUCUGGGAAAGGUGCAAGUUCAUUCCGUGACGAGGGUUCAAAGCCAUUUGAUCCAAUUCCACCUGUAGCUGCUGAUAUUACUCAGGAGUCUUGGCUCAUUUGCUUUGAUGAGUUUCAAGUAACAGAUAUUGGGGAUGCUAUGAUAUUAAAGCGACUGUUCACACAACUUUUUGAUAAUGGUUGUGUUGUAAUAGCAACUAGUAAUAGAAAACCUGAUGAUUUGUACAAAAAUGGUCUUCAGAGGUCAAACUUUUUGCCAUUUAUACCCGUUCUAAAGUCUCAUUGUAAUUUAGUUCAAUUAGAUUCUGGUGUUGACUAUAGGUUACGGGGAACUGGCACUAAAUAUAGUAAAUACUUUCUAAACAGUGAGCUCACUCCUGAGAACAAUGCAGUAGACAAUUUGUUCAAAUUUUUAAUAUCCAAGGAGAAUGAUACAGUGAGACCUCGAGUAAUUAACAUUAUGGGUAGAAAUGUCAAGUUUGCUAAAUCUUGUGGACGAAUAUUGGACUCGACUUUUGAAGAGCUAUGUGACAGACCUUUAGGAGCUAGUGAUUAUCUUGUGAUAUCUAAGACGUUCCACACUGUGUUCAUUAGAAACUUACCUCAACUAUCAGUAACAACGCUAAGAUCUCAACUAAGGAGGUUUAUUACAUUAAUAGACACAUUGUAUGACAACAGAGUUCGGGUGGUCAUCGCAGCAGAUUGUGAACCAAAAGACUUGUUUAAAGCAGAUGAAAAAACUGAGUUUGCAGAUGCUGAUAGAGCGCUAAUGGACGAUUUGAGCAUAACGAAAGAUUCAGCUGAUGCCAACGCGGCGAUAUUCACAGGAGAAGAAGAAAUGUUCGCAUGCGACCGCAGUCUCUCAGAAUAAUGGAAAUGCAAACAGAGGAGUAUUGGGACAAAUGGGGCAAGCACCUUAAUUAA
Molecule: messenger RNA, 1404 nt
Organism: Spodoptera littoralis (African cotton leafworm)
Lineage: Eukaryota; Metazoa; Arthropoda; Insecta; Lepidoptera; Noctuidae
Source: the annotation of a GenBank genome assembly